Penicillium lagena is the source of this 522-nucleotide messenger RNA. RefSeq names its product DUF4149 domain-containing protein. The transcript is spliced from 4 exons. The coding region runs from base 1 to 522 and encodes 173 amino acids. The record is from RefSeq and is a predicted model, not a curated record. NCBI's taxonomy places the organism in Eukaryota, Fungi, Ascomycota, Eurotiomycetes, Eurotiales, Aspergillaceae.
AUGACCGAUCCACGCCCCUAUCAUAUUCUCAGCUACGGCACUCUCCUGGGAACACAGUUCUACCAGUCCUUCGUGAGCGGCACAGUCGCAUUCCGCGCCCUGCCGCGUCCCCAGUUCGCCAGCUUUCAAGCCGCCAUCUUCCCCAUCUAUUUCUCCAUGCAGACCGCGCUGCCCGUGGUCGUUGCUCUGACCGCCAGUCGUGGUGGCCAGGCUGUCGGACUGUCAGGUCUGACGGCUCCCGAGCACCGCUUCUCGACCCUUCUGCCCAUGGCCACGGUGGCGGUCACGGGUCUGAUUAACCUGUUCGUGCUGCGUCCGAUGACGAUCAACGUGAUGCGUGAACGGAAGGCUCAAGAAACCCGGGAUGGAAAGAGGAGCUAUGACCCCGCGCCGCACUCCAAGGAGAUGAUUGCACUGAACAAGAAGUUUGGGCGCGUGCAUGGCAUGUCGAGCUUGAUUAAUCUUGUCAGUCUGAUUGCUACUGUUUGGUAUGGUGCUGUUCUGAGCAAGAGGCUCGACUAG